Molecule: messenger RNA, 1158 nt
Organism: Volvox carteri f. nagariensis
Lineage: Eukaryota; Viridiplantae; Chlorophyta; Chlorophyceae; Chlamydomonadales; Volvocaceae
Exons: 6
Coding region: 168-824 (218 amino acids)
Source: RefSeq, a predicted model, not a curated record
CUUAUACAUCUCUAUGCCGUUGUUGUGCAAUAUCUAAGGCGUGUUCCUUUUAAAAAGCUGAAGGUAUUUAGACAGUAGGGAAGCAUUUCUAAAAAUCUCGGUAAACCAUUGUAAUAAGUAUGCCAGUUUAUAUUAUCACCAUAGGUUCUUGUGUCGAACGGUGCUAAAUGAACCAUGGUGCAUGCAUGGAAGUAUUCGGGGCGGAGAAGUCUCAGGCCUCUGCUAUGGAAGUCCUGGAGAAACCGCCAUGCACGGUCCUGUACCCACAAUUUUGUGUUCAGGCGCUUUGUGGCUUCGAUGGAUCUAGCUGUGGAGUUAAGUAUGCGUCCUUCGCAGCCGUCGCACCGGCAGUGUUGGAUACGGAUGCCGGUAUGCCAUGUUUUCAGACCUGUUGUCGCAGCGCGGGCUUCGAAGCACGGCGCCGUUGCCCGGCGGGUGUGUUGGGGCCGCGGGACAUUGAGGCCGCCAUCAUGGACACGGGCGGCGAUGCAGGGCGCGCGCUAGCCUGGUACCCCGGGUUGUUGAUGGCAUGGCGGUUUGAUAAGGCGGAUACAUUCUUCCGGGAGAAUCAGCUUCCAGCAUACUACGGCGAAAUCGACUCCAUCCGCUGUACGGCCGUGUGCCGCGUGUCUGGCCCUCAACAGAAAUCACCAAUUGAAGCGUUCAGCCGACGCUGCUUCACUGCGAGUCGCUGCGACACAGCGAGUCGCGACAGACCCAAGUGUCAUGUCCCCUCCUUCCCGUGCUUCACCAACGGAGUAGACGCCGAGAUCUUCUUCGAAUUGACGACGCACAGCAUCCACCCGUUCAUCGUCCCCGUCUAGCACAUCGUGGAGACACGUCGCGAGAGCCGCGACAUCAGACUAUAGACGCAGCAGAGAAUUAAAUAAACCCCGAGUGAAGGCGAAUGGCUGCAAGUGCACCAUGGCGCAUUUGCAUGGUUGGAAGCCACAACGCAAGAAAAGACAUACCGCGUCAUUUGGACUUCGUGUCAGCUGGUCUCGAGGGUCUCCAUCUUCCGCAGUGUCCUCCAGGGCGACAUCUAUAGCGGCCAUUUACUCGCCACUCCUACCCGAAAGUAACCUAUCUUCUAUGUAAUCAACGCUAAACGCUGAAGUUGGGUAGGAAUGUAAUACUAUUGUAAGAUUAUCGACUGUG